GGGACGAACCACGGUGAAGGAAGCUACUUGGCUUCCUGGCUGACAGGCCAAGGAGGAGGCUGACGGUUGUUUGCUGUUCCCAGAGCGGAGGGACCGGAUUUGGCCUGGAGAGCUUCUGGCCUGGCCGGGAGCCGAGGGGCUUCCGGCUGCCGCCCUGGGAGCCCUGCCCGCCCUCUUUCCCCAUCCCAGAGAGGGCUCCUGCCUGUCAGGCUCAGGGUGGGGGACAGUCCCAGGGUCUUCCUGCCAGCCCUGCUACCCACCACUUUGUCCCCAGCCAGGCUAGCUCGGGACCCUCUGUCUGGGCGGACAGUCCUGUGAACAAUUUAGAAAAGUGCUCCUGCCAGCUCGGGGGGCAUGGACUCCCCGCGGAAAACACAGGCGGCUCAGACCCGCUGUUUCCUGUCUGUCCUGGCCCAGGGGCACUGCUGGGGGUGGGGGGCUGGGACCCUGCCCCCCCCCCAAUCCAGGCUGCAGCCCGCAUCCCCUGCUCCAGCAGCCGACACCCCUGAGUCUGAGAAGGUGAGCUCCCUGGGCAAGGACUGGCACAAGUUUUGCCUCAAGUGUGAGCGCUGUGGCAAGACGCUGACUCCGGGGGGCCACGCCGAGCAUGAUGGGAAGCCGUUUUGCCACAAGCCUUGCUAUGCUACACUGUUCGGACCCAAAGGGGUGAACAUCGGAGGUGCUGGCUCCUACAUCUACGAGAAGCCCUCUGCGGAGGGACCACAGGUCACUGGCCCCAUCGAGGUCCCCGCGGCCCGAGCCGAGGAGCGCAAGGCGAGUGGCCCCCCAAAGGGGCCCAGCAAAGCCUCUAGCGUCACCACGUUCACGGGCGAACCCAACAUGUGUCCUCGCUGCAAUAAGAGGGUCUACUUUGCCGAGAAGGUGACGUCCCUCGGCAAGGACUGGCACCGGCCGUGCCUGCGCUGUGAGCGCUGCGGGAAGACGCUGACUCCGGGCGGCCACGCGGAGCACGAUGGUCAGCCCUACUGCCACAAGCCCUGCUACGGAAUACUCUUCGGACCCAGGGGAGUGAACACUGGAGCCGUGGGCAGCUACAUCUACGACAGGGACCCUGAGGGCAAAGUCCAGCCCUAGGCCCACAGCCCUGCCCCCCCACUGCCUGUCUCUCGGGGGGAAAUGACCAGCUACCCAGCCCCGUCCAGCACAUCCUGCCCUCCAGUCCAGGGCCUUCGCCAGGGGCAUGGGGAGGAAGCCACCCAGGCCGUCUCUGGACGAGGCUGCCCAUCCCCGUUUCUCUGGCCGUGUCUGCCCUUGUUCUAGCACCUGCUAGCCCCUUUUGUGUCCUUGUGGCUCUGUACCCAUGUGUCUCUACGUCUGUGUGUCUCGUGGCCCCAUGUGUCCCUGUGUAUCUCCAUGGCCCUGGGCGGGUCACUCCGAGGUGGCCAUCAACUCUCCCCUCCUGCUGUCCCAUCCCUGCCCCACAGUGUUAUUUAUCUCCCUUUGCCACUGUGGCCACAGCCACACCCCUCACGGUGUCCCUGGACGAGGCACCCUGCCAGGGCCCUCUGCUGUCUCCCACACUGCCUUGCAAGUGCCCACCUGCCACCCUCACGUGGUUCACACGCCACUGUCAAGAUUUUUGCUGUUAAUAAAAGGUUUGAGGAUUGCAAGACC
This is a messenger RNA of Pteropus alecto (black flying fox), 1635 nucleotides long. RefSeq names its product cysteine rich protein 2 (gene CRIP2). The coding region runs from base 355 to 1095 and encodes 246 amino acids. The transcript is spliced from 8 exons. Lineage: Eukaryota; Metazoa; Chordata; Mammalia; Chiroptera; Pteropodidae. The record is from RefSeq and is a predicted model, not a curated record.